Messenger RNA from Cydia strobilella, 2483 nucleotides. RefSeq names its product clavesin-2-like. The transcript has a single exon. The record is from RefSeq and is a predicted model, not a curated record. The coding region runs from base 70 to 1071 and encodes 333 amino acids. Gene Ontology annotation, molecular function: phosphatidylinositol bisphosphate binding. NCBI's taxonomy places the organism in Eukaryota, Metazoa, Arthropoda, Insecta, Lepidoptera, Tortricidae. Gene Ontology annotation, cellular component: membrane.
CGGGCGCAGAGCAGUCGGCCCCGAGCCCCUGGCGGCGCGCGACCACGCCACGCGAGCGCAUGACUCACCAUGAACGAGUACGUCGAGUACGACUGGAGGCUCCACCAGGUGCAAAACGAGCUGCUGUGUGACGUGUCCCGCAAGCGGCUCACCGAUGGUGACAAACAGCGGGCCCUCGACGGCCUGAAAGAAGCCGUAGAUUCAAGUCUCAACUUAGCCCUACGUGACAAGAGCCGCUGCCAGGACGACGCCUUCCUGCGCCGGUUUCUGUACGCGCGGAAACACGAUGUGCAACAAAGUUUCGAGUUGCUUGUGCGGUAUCACCAAUACAGACGCGAGCACCCCGAGCUGUGGGCGCCGGCGGACGGCGGCGUGUUGCGUGCCCUCGCCGACGGGCUGCCCGGCGUGCUGGCCCAGCGCGACCGGCGCGGCCGCGCCGUGCUUCUCAUGUUCGCCUCCAACUGGACCCCGCAAGCCUGCCCUCUCAUGGCCGUCUACCGAGCGCUCCUCCUCACCCUCGAACGUACCCUUCAAGACGUGCAAAAUCAAACCAACGGAUACGUAAUAAUUGUGGAUUGGACCGAAUUUACGUUUAAGCAAUCGUGUAGUUUACAAGCCAAAGUGAUGAAACUUAUGAUCGACUGUCUUCAAGAUUGUAUGCCAGUGAGGUUCAAGAGCAUACAUUUCAUCGGUCAACCUUGGUACGUUGAGACGGCGCUCGCUGUCAUAAAACCCUAUCUGAGGGCGAAAACGCGCGAGCGCAUCGUGUUACACGGCAAUAAUUUAUCGACGUUGCACGACGCACUGCCGCUCGACAUACUGCCCGCUGAGCUGGGCGGAGAAGGACCCUCGUACAACUCCGAGCGAUGGCUGAACGAGUUUUAUCGUGCCGAAAGUAAAGACAACCCCGACGCGCCACCUGUUCCCCUGUCGAUAAAGACUGCAGCACCUCCUGAGGACGACCCACCCUCUGCGAAACUCGACAAAGCGUAUAAGCAAAAGGACAAUCCAAAAUCACUUAAUGGCAAUGAAAAAAGUGCUAAGUCAGAAUUGUUGCGUGAUAAGGACUGACCGUUUGGCGUGCAACGGUCGCGUCGUUAACAAUGGACAGCUGUCUGCGCACGCCGUGAGCGCCGAUGCGCUCGCGAGCAUGCAAUUGUGAUAUCGAUUGUAUUAAUGCUAAUUUAUUGUCUAGAGAUUACUAAGAACAGUCCAGAGUAAAACGCCUCAUUAGAAAGUUCGAAUAUAAUUAAGGUGCAUUUACGUUAAUGAUGUAUGUACAUGUGCUGGAAGGCCGGAGCGAUGAUUCAUUCACACCUUGUUUUUGAUCGUGAUAUUUAAUUGGAAUCGAUAGUUUCGGUUCGUGUUAAUUGAAUUGGCAAGCCGGUGCGGCGGAUGCAAGGCGGCGGCGGCGGGCGCGGGCAGUGUUACUUACCCCGCGCUGCGCUUGCGUGGUGCGCGUCAGGCACAGCGCAGGCGGCAUAUAACGGUGCCGAGCUCUCGUUUUGACGCAUCCGCUGCCAUUUGGCUUUGGCGCUGAAUUCCUCGCUUCGAAUAUUUUUUGCAGGUUUCACUGUAGUUUAACAUUUUAUUUAUUCGACUAAUCAGUACUUCGUAAUGUCAGAUAUCUCAUUAUGUUAAUAUUUAAUUUUCUGUCUAGUUAAGAACACGCAUUUUAGAAAUAUGUACGAUUCUAGAUAUUUAUCCACGCUUUGGUCAUGUGAGGCUUAUUGCGCAUUUACUAUUAUGUUUUAAGUUAUAGUAGGUACAUUUACCUAUAUAUGUGUAAGUAUAGCGUAUGGUAUGCGAGGCGAAGUCUGCGAGGUAAAAAUGUGAUGUGAUAACAUAUUAAAUAUAUUAAUAACGGGUCACUCACACACGUGAGUGACCCGUUUUUAAUAUAUUUAAUAUGUCUGUGUCUCACGGAAGUUUUGAUGUGAUAACACUGAUAACUUUCGAGACAGUAUUAAUUUAAUACACCUACUUAAGGAUGACUCACGCUAAACCGGGCCGGAGCUUCCGGCGCUUCGUUUUCUAUGGAAAGCACCACGUGACCACGGAUCAGUCGUCAUAGAAAAUGACAUGUCGGACGCCUCGGCCCGGGCCCGGCCCGGUCUAGCGUGAGUCAUCCUUUAUUCUCUUUAAUUCCGGUAACGGAUCCAUCAUACAUGUAGAAAUUAUGGCUACCUCUCGAAUAUUUCAAAACAAGCUCUCUUACCUAGCCUCUUACUGAAACAAUUGUAUAUAAAACAAUGUGUAGCGUCGCUAGAAGUGUUUUCCAGAGCGCUACACUGCUUUUAUUAAGCCGAAAAGACUUAUGAGUGUUGAAAGGAUGAAUAUCUAUGCCUUUUGGCAUUUGUAAGGUAUUACGCGUCUUUAACAAUAGCCUAAGCCGCUUGUGUCUGACAUGACUGUAAAUACCCACUCAGCUGAGACAGUUGCUUUAAAUAUGGUAUCAAGUGAAAUAAAUGUAUUACACAAUA